This is a messenger RNA of Hypoxylon trugodes, 978 nucleotides long. RefSeq lists its product as uncharacterized. The record is from RefSeq and is a predicted model, not a curated record. NCBI's taxonomy places the organism in Eukaryota, Fungi, Ascomycota, Sordariomycetes, Xylariales, Hypoxylaceae. Bases 1 to 978 code for a protein of 325 amino acids. The transcript has 3 exons.
AUGCCGCCCAGUCAGAAUAAAACCAAUUUCAAGACUUACGAUGCCAGCACACGACUCUUAGCUGCCGUUAUAGGAUCCAUCAAAGGCAAGGCUCGACUUGACUUCCAUGAGCUUGCAUCUUUGAUGGGUGGAGGUACCACAGCUUCUGCCGUGGACCAUCGUCUGCGUCCCCUCAAGCACUUAGCUGAGUUGCAAGCUCAGUGGCGCGAGGAUGGCAAGGAUCCUGGCGAGUUGCCUGUUGAGCGAGGAGAAAUCCAGAAAUUCUACGGCGAGUCCACGGUAGCUGGUCUAGAGUAUCAUUUCCGCGGCAUCAAAGCGCUUAGCCGUGCCCAGGAAGCCGCAAUAGAACAAGGUGAAGACCCUGCCGCGCUUACCGCCACACCCGCAGCUCGCGGCAAAGCACCUGCUGCAGGCACUCCCGCUAGCACCGGCAACGGCAACGGCAAGCGUAAGCGUGGCGCCGCCGCUGCCCCUGCCGGCGGCGCCAACAAGAAGAAGAAAGCCGCCAUGUCCGAGGAGGACACCAACGACACGGGCUUCAAAUCCGACUACGACGCCAAAGACGCCCACUCCGACGACGACGCAUCACAACUCCCGACUCCGACCCCCAAGCGCCGCGGUCUUCCUGCGAAGGCCCAGCCUAAUGGUAAAGGCAAAGCCGCUACUUCACCCACCACAUCCGCCGAAACCAAGAAACGUGGUGCUGCCGCUUCUGACGCCAAGCCGAAGGCUAACGGCGACAGGGUCGCCCGCUCACUCUUCGGCAACGACAUUCACACCACGAAUCUCGAUGAUUCUGAGGAUGACGAUAUCAAGGUCCUGGAUAUGAGCAAGGAUAUCCCACCCCCGACGCCCGCUCGUAGGGGCCCUGGUCGCCCGGCUCGUGUUAAGAAGGAGCCGGAGCCAGAGGAUGAGAUUCGCGUCAGCCAUGCUAGUGUGUUCGAUGACGACGAUUGGCUCGACGAUGGUGAGGUCUAA